AAGAUGAGUAGUGAAGAGAUUCUUGUGUGUGCAGUACAACUUGGAGAAAAUUUCUGCCUCUAUUUUGCAGACGAUGAUGGGCUGGAAUGUGAUGCCUUUUGUAAGGAAAAAAUUCUCCACCGAGUCCUUCGAAAUGUAAAUAGCCAGUUGCUUGUGGUUCGACCAGAUUUAAAUGUGGCAGCUUUUGAAGAUGUGACAGAUCAGGAGAUGAAGUCUGGCAAUGGAAUGCACUUCAACAUUCACUAUUACAAAACUACCACACCUUCAGCAGGGAUGCCUGUUGCAUUCAGUGUCCAGGUAGAAGAUAAAAGCUAUUACAUGUGUUGUGAGAAAGAAUGUGGAGAAAUGAUAGUACGAUUUAGGGAAGGAGAAGUUCCCAAAGACAUUCCUGGUGAAAGUAACGUAAUCUUUUUCAAGAAGAUGUUUACAUCUUGUAGCUCCAGAGCAUUUAAGUUUGAAUACUCACUAGAACAAGGAAUGUUUUUGGCCUUUGAGGAAGAAGGCUCCUUACGAAAAUUAAUUCUAAAGAAACUGUCAAGAGAAGAUGAAGUAGAUGAAACUACGAAGAUAAGUUUCUAACUUAAGUCUGAAUGAGAGUCACAACCUAUGACAUACUUCAGCAGUCUUAAAAUAUAUUUGGGGCUUUUUA
Charadrius vociferus (killdeer) is the source of this 649-nucleotide messenger RNA. RefSeq names its product interleukin 18 (gene IL18). Lineage: Eukaryota; Metazoa; Chordata; Aves; Charadriiformes; Charadriidae. The transcript is spliced from 5 exons. The record is from RefSeq and is a predicted model, not a curated record. Gene Ontology annotation, biological process: inflammatory response; immune response. Gene Ontology annotation, molecular function: cytokine activity. The coding region runs from base 4 to 579 and encodes 191 amino acids.